Molecule: messenger RNA, 1383 nt
Organism: Cyphellophora attinorum
Lineage: Eukaryota; Fungi; Ascomycota; Eurotiomycetes; Chaetothyriales; Cyphellophoraceae
Exons: 1
Coding region: 1-1383 (460 amino acids)
Molecular function (GO): lyase activity
Source: RefSeq, a predicted model, not a curated record
AUGGCUACCAGAACGCUCGCACACUGGGCUGUUAGUCUCAACGAUAUACCGUGCUCAACACGGAGCGCAGCCGUGAAGUCACUGUACAACUACAUUGGGUGCGCCAUCGGUGGCUCCAACCACCCAACGACGAAGAAAGCGCGAGAUGCAUUGUCUCCGUUCUUUGGCAAACCGACGUCAACCUUGCUGGGGGCGCAGUCUCCUUGUUUCAGCAAGGCCGACCCACAACAUGCCGCGUUACUGAAUGGCAUCGCUUCACAUGUGCACGAUUACGAUGACACGCACCUCGCAACAAUCAUUCAUCCAGCCGGACCCAUUGCAUCUGCGCUCCUAGCCUGGGCCGAGUGCCAAGGAGGAGUCAGUGGUCAAGCAAUGAUAGUUGCAUUGGUGAUAGGCAUCGAGACAAGCUGCAAGCUGGGGCGAGCGAUCUGGCCACACCAUUACGACAUUGGUUGGCAUAUUACUUCAACCACAGGAGCGAUAGGAGCUGCAGUUGCUGUUGGGAAGCUCAUGGAGCUGGAUGACGAGCAAAUGAUGCACGCUAUCGGUCUAGCGUCCGUACAAGUUGUGGGCCUUCGCGAAAUGUUUGGCAGUGAUACCAAAUCGUUCCAUCCUGGCCGCGCAGCUUCGAGUGGCUUGCUGGCGGCAUUGCUGGCUCAAAAAGGCUACACCAGCUCCGAGAAAGCGCUCGAGGCCAAGCGUGGAUGGGCUAACGUUGUUGCUGGUGGUGGUGUACCACGGUUGGAUGACCUACUUGCAAGCUUAGGGCAGACAUGGGAGGUUGAAGCGAACUCUUUCAAGCCUUUUCCUUGUGGAAUUGUUUGUCACCCAGCUAUCGACGCUGCAGUCCAGUGUCACCACGAACUGCGAUCGAAAAGCCCCGCUUUGCCGCUAGAAAAUAUCGAAGCGGUCGAGCUGCGAGUCCAUCCUCUCGUAGUAGAACUGACCUCAAAAGAAAACCCACAGGACGGUCUUGAGAGCAAGUUUUCUGUUUUUCAUGGCUGCGCCGUCGGAUUGCUGUCUGGAAAGGCGGGUCCAGCGCAGUACGCUGACGAUGUGGUCACCAGCAGAGAAGUGAUUGCGAUGCGAGAGAAGGUCAAGAUCAUCUCGGAUGAUUCUCUUCUUGCAGAUGAAGUGCAUCUCUCGUUGAGACAUCAGAGAGGGAUGGUCAUCGAGAAGCACGUAGCUCAUGCCAUCGGGUCGGCGCACGUGCCAAUGACUGGACAGCAGCUGACGGAUAAAUUUGUGGAUCAGACUUCACUGGUCCUUGGCGCUGAUGGGGCGAAAGCAGCAAGUGAUGCAGCGUGGACGAUCGCCGAGGUGGACAGUGUCGAGACGGUCUUUCCGAUGUUCCGAGGCCGCCCGCGGGGAACUGCCAGGUAG